UUACGCAGUUUAAGCGAAGAGGAAAUAAUCAGUGCUGUUGCAGAGGAAAUUUUAUCUACGGACCAUUUUACUGCUAGUUAAAGAUGGAUUAUGAUUAUGACUAUUUCAAACUCAAUCCACAAGAAACGUUGUACAAAAUGGACGCUGAUGCUAAAACAAACUACAUUGCAGACGAAAUUAUGGAUCUCUUUCGUCCAUCACGAGAAAAUGGACAUGAACUGGCCUUGGUUGUGAUAGGAAUGACAAUCCUACUUAACUUCAUUUUGUUCAUUUCCAUUUUAGCCGAGGGGAACAUUAAGAAACCUUCUAAUCUUUUAGAAAUAGCGAGGGGGUUGUCAGAAGUUUUGCUCUUAGUGUCAAUUACAAUACAAAAUACGAAAAAUAUGUACAAUACAACAGAACCAGCCUCAGCGGUUUCUGGGUUUGCCGUUUUCUGGUUUUUUUCGAUGUUGUCUGUGUGCCUUGGCCUGAUGAAGUCAUUCACGGGAUUUGUACGGUACACCGGUAGAUACACAAUGUCGGGUUCUUUCUUGCUCGCGAACUUGGUUAUAUUUGCCCUAUCGGCGUUCAUUGCCUUUAUUGUUCUGUGUGUGGUAUAUGUUGCCAAUGUUCUGGGCUUUGUUAUUUUGGUUUGUAUCUUCUAUUAUUUACCGUUCAUGGGGAUGUGGUUACUGGAUGGAUUAAGAAUUCUGCAUCUUCGAACUCAUUCAGUGAAAAAUAUUCUAGAAAUGGAAACGUUGAUUGAGACUAAUCCUGCGGUACCUGCGCAUGAACAGGAAGUGCAGUUCCAGAAGCCUAUGACAGGCUUUGGAAUGUUCAUUGCCUUGUUGUACGGGUUUUGUCACACCGUUGCUUUUGCCAUGGUGACUAUAGUUAUUACACGAGUCGCCUGGGUUUUCUUCAGACCAGUUUCCGCCCAAGCUCAACUACAACUACAGUCCAUUCCUGGUAGUCUCUAAAACAUUUGAAUGUUAAAUUGUUUAAUCACAAUUUGACUUCAUUCUUGCAGUAGACACAAGAUCGCAUAAACGCGGAUUUUCCAUUUAUUUUCACAAUGAGUCCUGGACCUUCUCGUACAUUUUUUUCAUACGCCCGUAGCCUCUGGUUAUAUUUCUCAUGAAAGUAUUAUCUAGAGUAAUACUAAAGAAUAUAAUGUUUUAUGUACAUAUUAUUUGCGCAGUUAUGAUUUGCAACAGUUGUGUUUAUAACUGUAGCCAUGAAAAUGUGCAAGUUCGUGAGUUCAAAUGAUAUAAUUGUAAUGUUAACAAUAUUGUAUAUCUUCAUAAGGAAAAUCAAUGCCCAUGCCCGACUCCUGAUUAUAUACACCUCAUUAGUAUCUUGUCCUCUAGAGUAGUGCGAUUUAGGCACCAGAUUAAUGAUUUGAGUAGUUGAAUUGUCCAUUCUGAAGUGAGUGGUUAUGGUGUCAUGUAGAUAUAUCCAUAAAGCAGAAGUGGAUGUCAGGUAACGAACGAAGUGAGAUCCGGGCGAUGAUAAAUGGACGUACUGCAUGUCGUUAAUUAUAUUGUGCAUGUAUUACAGUAAUUAAAUCGUACGUACAAUAUUGUAAUUAUAAUGUACAUUUGAUACAGUAACUACAUUGUACAUUUAAUUGCAUUGUACAUGUAAUGUGGCUGUAAAUUUUCAUUGUAUCUUGAAUUGCAGGUUGUUGUUUUUUUUAAACUUGUACUUCGAAAGUUUGAAUAUGAAACUUACAAGGACUGUCAAUUUUUUUCUAACAUUUGUAAAUGAUUAUGAUAAUUGUAACCUCCUUACAUUGUACAAACCUACACUGAUUAUCAGAAUUCUUCUAACAUUUGUAAAUAAUUAUGAUCGAUUGUAACUUCACUGCAUUGUACUUUUUGUGGAAAGAAUAUAUUAUUUAGUUCAUUGUAAACAUAUUAUCGCUCAAGCGUACUAUAGCAAAAAUAAAUGAUAAGCAUACAAUUCC
This is a messenger RNA of Ostrea edulis (European flat oyster), 1948 nucleotides long. RefSeq lists its product as uncharacterized. The transcript is spliced from 2 exons. NCBI's taxonomy places the organism in Eukaryota, Metazoa, Mollusca, Bivalvia, Ostreida, Ostreidae. The record is from RefSeq and is a predicted model, not a curated record. The coding region runs from base 84 to 959 and encodes 291 amino acids.